Molecule: messenger RNA, 5628 nt
Organism: Lepisosteus oculatus (spotted gar)
Lineage: Eukaryota; Metazoa; Chordata; Actinopteri; Semionotiformes; Lepisosteidae
Gene: cdk5
Product: cyclin dependent kinase 5
Biological process (GO): axonogenesis; neuron apoptotic process; protein phosphorylation
Cellular component (GO): cytoplasm; nucleus
Molecular function (GO): ATP binding; cyclin-dependent protein serine/threonine kinase activity
Source: RefSeq, a predicted model, not a curated record
GCAAUUCAUUUUUCUGCCAAUAGAUGUCUCAGUUUGUUGUAGUCUUACAUUCAAAAUUUAUUGCAAAACCUCCCUUGAAAUUAAUCCUGGGAGAAAACAAAACAUACAUAUAUAUAAUUUGAACAGAAAAUGCAGAAAUAUGAGAAACUUGAGAAGAUUGGAGAAGGUACAUAUGGAACAGUCUUUAAAGCCAAAAACAGAGAAACUCAUGAGAUUGUAGCUCUGAAAAGAGUACGGUUAGACGACGACGAUGAGGGUGUUCCAAGUUCAGCAUUGCGAGAAAUUUGCUUGUUGAAAGAACUAAAACAUAAAAAUAUAGUUAGGUUGCAUGAUGUUCUGCACAGCGAUAAGAAGUUAACUUUAGUAUUUGAGUACUGUGAUCAGGAUUUGAAGAAAUAUUUUGACAGCUGUAAUGGUGAUUUGGAUCCUGAGACUGUAAAGUCCUUCAUGUACCAGCUGCUGAAAGGGCUGGCUUUUUGUCACAGCCGAAAUGUACUACACCGAGACCUCAAACCUCAGAACCUUCUUAUUAAUAGGAAUGGAGAGCUGAAACUAGCCGAUUUUGGAUUAGCGAGAGCAUUUGGGAUUCCAGUCAGAUGUUACUCAGCUGAGGUGGUGACAUUGUGGUACAGGCCUCCAGAUGUGCUGUUUGGUGCCAAGUUGUAUUCUACCUCCAUUGACAUGUGGUCAGCAGGCUGUAUAUUUGCAGAGUUGGCAAAUGCUGGAAGGCCACUUUUCCCAGGAAAUGAUGUCGAUGAUCAGCUGAAGAGGAUUUUCAGAUUGUUAGGGACACCAACAGAAGAGCAGUGGCCCACUAUGACCAAGCUUCCAGAUUACAAGCCCUACCCCAUGUAUCCAGCUACAACAUCAUUGGUGAAUGUUGUUCCAAAGUUAAGUCCCACAGGACGAGACCUGUUACAGAACCUGUUAAAGUGCAAUCCCGUGCAGCGGAUCUCUGCAGAGGAAGCCUUGCAGCACCCAUACUUCGCUGACUUCUGUCCUCCUUAAACAUUUGCCAAAUCUUACUAUUGCACUUCGGCUAUCAUCCUGCGUCAAAGGUUUCACUCAAGAGCUCAACGAAGGACACGUCAAAUGACUGGAGAACCCACACUGAACCUGGAACUGCUUGUAAAUUUACUGUUUCUUUUCUCUAAUUUCUUUCUUUUAUUCUGGCCUCAUCCAGAACUUUGAUGGAUAGCAUAUCAACGCUUUAUCUGUUUAGAUGCAUGCUCACCUAAACUGCCUUGUUGAAAAAUAAGAGCAUGAAACGGACUCAACCCAGACUGUAUACAGUAGGAUACUCUAAUGUAAGUGUCCAUGCUUCUCUUUACACACUGGAUUUUUAAUUUUUCACAGUAUAGUUCGAUCCUGUCUAGGCUGUAUUUGAGAAGAAUGAUGUGUAAAAAGUAAUAAAGCAGUUAAUCACAAUGUAAAGGUAGGUCAUUAUAUCGGAACCACCUCUAAUCCAGUAUUCUUGUGCUUAAAGUAAACAGUUCAUAUAAAGCCCAAAUUUGACAAUUCCAUUGUACGCAUCGUAACAUUCUCUUCUUUUUCACUGCAAUGUAACAUUCUUUUCUUUUUCACUGGAUAUAAUCAAAGCUUUCAUGGAUGCAGUGUUGGAUAAGAGAAGCAACUUUAUUUGUUUAUUGGCAGAUGGACAGAAUGUAGCAGUUUGGUGGCAGCUAUACAUUUUACAAAAAGCUUUCCAAUUCAAAAUUGUAUAUAAUUCUUUACAGGAACAUGUAGCCUACAUAUGUUGUCAAGGUGAUAUUUUCAUUCCAUAGGGGGAAGUCUCCAAAUUGACUAUUAUUCUGUUAUUGCAGCAUUACUACUCCUAAAAAGUAUGUGCUGCGGCAAUUAGAAAUGCCAUGCUCAUCAUACAUAAAAUAAAAAAGAUAAGGUUUCUACUGCAGCAAUCAAACAGCGUGGCAGGACAGUGAACAAUUGUAUGGCAUAGUUGUGGUGUUAAUGUAAUUUCCUUAACUAACUUUGUAGCAGUAAUACUCUCUUCAAACCAAAACAUAAAAGAAUAUACAAGACAUUACAUUUAUGACAUAACCAUAAGAUUGACUUUGAUACAAACAUGUAUGAGAUGGCCAUGUGAUGAAAAGUGAGCUUUGACAUAAAAUUAAUCUUCUGAUGUGUCGGAAUUGAAUCUUAAGAUAUAUUUAUAAGUAAUCAAACCUUAAAUUGCUACUGGUGCUUUUGCACCACAGGCUGUAGCAUCACAAAACAGAGUAAGUGUAGUUAUGUCGAAUUCUAAGUAAGCAAAAUGCUUGAAUUUUUUUGAAUGAUUGCUUUGUGUCUAAUGUACAAGAAACACAUCUCCUGCAGUUUAGGUCCUAGGUUGUUGUUAUUGUAGGCAUAAAAUCCUUAAUGUAUAUUUUUUUUAUAAAAUAAUAAAAUGUCUUUUUAAAGAAGCACACAAUUGUUUCACUACAAUAUUCAAGUCAGUCCAGAAAAUAGAAGUAAUAGUUUUGCAAUAAGAAUACAUGUACUGUAUGUACAGUGCCCUCCAAAAGUAAAGUGAUAACCAUCAUUUUUACUUUCGAGCACAGCACUUUGUAUUUGUCAUCAUGAGAUGAAUAUGAUUGGCAACAUAAUAUUCCAUUUUAUUUUUGGUCAAUUCUGUUUAUACAUUUGAUCAUACAGUAUAUCCAUACAUACCGUACAUACCAUUGCUUGGCCACUUCAGGAACUGACCAUGAGAAUGCAUAGAAAAUGCACAUUGCAGCACACAAUAAUACAAAUAGCAUAAAUACAUGUGUCCAUGCUUAUUCUGUUGUUGUCAUACUAUUCUAAACAUUUGAUCUGGCAGUGAUGCAAUUUGCAGGUCUCCAAUGUCGGUCUGGAAGGGUACUGUAUCUAAUAGAGACAAAAUAGAAGAUUUGCAACAAUACUGACAUUGUCUACCAAUGACAAUACCAUGUGAUCUUGUCUGAAGGGACAAUUACAGUGGAUAUUCUUCUGAGCUGGCAGUUGUGUAAAGUAUUUUGGUUAGUAAUCUAGUAUUUGUAAGGCUUCAAAUGGUAAUGGGUGACAUUUUGAAGUACUGACUCACAGCCCAACUAUCUUGGGUGUCUGUCUAGGUAGAACUUGCAUGUUUUUCCCAUAAUCAGUUUCCUCCCACCUCUCCUCCUAAAGGCAUACUGGCUAGGUUUGAUUGCCUAUUCUAAGUUGUCCCUUUAUUCAUUACCCUUAACCCCAGGGGUUAGAGCAGUUGUAUGCUCUCAUUCCACUUUGGUUUUCAUGACCCUGAACAGAAAUAGCCUUUGCAUUUUCCCAUCCAUUCUGUGCUUUACCCCAAGAAUAAGAAUAGUAUUUGGCAGUACAACUAUACUUUGAAUUAUAGUUUCAUGACUGUAACGUUCUUUAGUUGUUCGUCUUUUCUGCCAUAGAGAUUAGUGACCACAUGACAUGACGUGUUCUAAGUGUGCCACGACAGUUUCCAAUAACCCGUUUUAUUUAAUGGGGUCCAUCUUAAUUCAUAGGAGUGAAUAUUUGAGGUAGGAUGGACUCUCCAUCGGGACCAAUUUGAUAUUGUAAAUGACAGAACGGAUUAUAACAGUCACUGGUAUAUUUUACAUGAUUUUUUUUUGUUUUAUUUGUUUGUCUUCAAGGCAGGUUUAUAUAUUUUCAUUCAAAUGUGAAAUAUACUGCAAAUAAUUGGGUUAUUUGGUGGUAGGGUUUAUACAUUUUUGGAAGAUUUGAUUGUGAUUUUGCAGUACUCAAUAAAAUGCAGUCCCUUUAGAAUUAAAUGAUUUCCAUUUGAAAUCACGUUAUACUACUUCAUAGUUGAAUAUAGACAUUAAGCAUUUGCUAGAUGUUACUUAAAAUGGUGAUGACUAGACAAAGGUAUUUUAAUAUUUGAUUCCAGUGUUUCAAAGUCCAUUUGUAAAAUGUAUACAGUUGUUUUUCAAAUAUCUUGAAUUUUUCAAAAAUAUUCUCAUUCUAAUUCACUGAGGUUUUAGCUGGUAACUAAUUACUCGACUCCAUCUGUCCUGGCAAACUGCAAUUGAAAAUAUUGAAUUUUCUUUACUGUUUUGGUAUUAAGUGGUAUUACUGCAAAGAUGAAAAUUAUGUUAUUUCGUUGCGGCAUUUAUUUUGAUUUAGCUUUUUUAAGAAAAUUGAAAUCAUUUUCCUUUGUUGUUAAUAUUGAUAAUUAGAAUGUUGUGCAAAUAUGGUUAUCACUGCUUUAGGAAGAUCCAGUAAAUAACCAUUCCACUGUGUUGUACAGUACAGUAUGUGCAUUUCAUCAUUGUUCAAAUAGGUCAUUGCACUCUUGAUCAGAAGUGAAUCACAAUUAGGAUUGUUGUCAGGUAUUUAUAUUUAUAUUUUGUGACUGGAGAGGAGAAAUGUGAAGUAUAUUUGAGAAGUGCUAAUUUAAGUUAAGAAUAACCCAUGGUAGCAUUAACUGAUGUACAGAAUAAUGCAUAAAUCUCAAGAAUCUUAAAUUACAACCUAUUGGAUACUAAACAAGUUUUUUAGUAGUCAGUGUCUAUUUGACGUUUUUUUUUUCCAAUUAGUAAUUGCCAAUGGACUAAGUUUGAAUUUGUAAAAUAAAAAAAGUGUUCAUCUUAAAUCUUCUAGAAUGCACCUUGAGCGAAAUUUUAAUCAAGUAGUCCUACAUUCAUAUAGUUUUCUUUUGGUAACAGUUUGCAGCCUGUUUCCAAUUUGACUUGAAACAAAUGAAAAACAGAUCUAACAAGUAUCAUUAAAAAUUGUAAAGGAGGUUGCUUUUUUCCUUGCACUUCAUUAUUUUGAAGUUUAUGGUUGGAUAACCAGUGGAAGAAUGUGUCUAAUUUGCUUUUCUGAAAUUACUCAGUGCUGUAUUGUCAGUUUAAGGUAGUAUUUCUUCAGAGUGCACUUAAAAAAAAUAAAAGAACAUUAUUUAAACAACUUCUUGAUUACCUCAGUAUACCUGUAACUAUGAUUUGGAAAUGUUUUAUAUUGUUUCAUCAAAUGUAAUGGUACUUUAGUUGUCAUUUGAUUUAUUACCAAAAUCUUUCUAUCUUAAAAGCCUAAAGGAGAAAUGAUCAGGUAGAACAUGGUUGGCAAACAAUAAACAAUUCACAUCUAAAAGGAUUCAAAGAUUAAUUGGGUCACAUAUGACCACUGGAAGAACAGAACUCUGCAGUGAGAUCACCUUCAUUGCCGAAAGGCAAUUUACAAUAGCUGGCUUUUCUGAGUACAUAAGUUGUUAUUUUUAUGUUGUAUACACACAUACUGUACAUUUUAAUUUGUAUGAUUGGUAAAUAUUUAAUUAAGUUGAUUCAAAGUUUCAUGUACCAUAUAUUUUAAGUUCUAGUUAUUCUUAUUUUUAUUGUAAAGUUUUUUUUUUAAUUCCCAGAUGCUUUCAACAUUGCCAGACUUAUUAAGGUAGUAGUAGAUGCAAAGAUAGCAACAUUAAUUUCUCCUUAAUGUUUGGCCUUUAUGCAAAUUUCAGCUAAUUAACAUUAUGUGUGAGCAGACAGAUUCAUACUGGUAUUAUCCUUACUUCAGUAUCUCUGUUAUGAAGAGAACACGGUGGGCUCCUAACAGUACAUUUAUGGUGUAUAUUCUGCCUGUGUAACUUUUCUCUGUAUCGCAUCCCUCACAUUUUGUGAAUAAAGUCUACAUAAAAAAUAA